GUAACCAGGCUUGCAAGCUGCAACCCUAUCAAGACGCCGGAGAGGGUAUAAAGAAAAAAAAUCGAGCCGCUUGAGCCGAAAGAAAAACGCGCAGCCACCGAGAAAAAUUUCAAAUAAACACACAGCACUGUUAGCUGACGAAACGUGUCUGGAUUUUUCAUCUGAGUCUGCGUCGGUCGUACAACAAAAAGCGAGCAAAAAAAAAUCGACGACAAGAAAAUGUCGGACAUCUCCAGCACUCAGCUCCGCAGCGAGAUUCAGUCGGUGCUCAAGGAUGCCGAUCUGUCGACCAUUUCGGCCAAACGGGUGCGCGAACAGGUCGAAAGCAAAUUGAACUGUUCGCUGCUGAGUCGCAAGAAGGAGUUCGACAAGAUCGUCAUGGAGGUGAUCAACGAACAGCAGGAGGACGAUGAUGAUGACGACGAGGAGGAUGAUGGCAAGGAUCCGGAUGCGGAGCCCGCCGAUGAUAGUGAACCGAGCGAGGAGGAGGAGGCCGCCAGCAGCAGCGAGGAGGAGAAACAGACGCAGACGAAGAAGAAACCGGCACCCAAGAAACGUCCACAGCCGACCAAGCACAAGCAAUCCAAGAAGAAGCGCAAGAGCCUCAACGCCGAUGAUUCCGGUACCGAAAGCGAUGCCGGCUCCGAUUCCGAUUAUGAGGUGGUCAAGAAACCGGCACCCAAAAAGAAGGCAGCCAAAUCCGGUGGCGGCAGUGGCUCUGGCGGCACUCCACGCAAAAGCACCGGUUUCACACGCGCCUACAAUCUAUCGCCGGAACUAUCGGCUCUGAUGGGUGCCGACUCCUUGCCACGCCACGAAGUGGUCAAGAAGGUGUGGGCCAUCAUCAAGGAGCGCGACCUGUACGAUCCGAAGAACAAGCAGUUCGCCAUCUGUGACGACGAGCUCAUGAAGGUCAUGAAAAUAAAACGCUUCCGCACCUUUGGCAUGCUUAAGCACCUCAAGCCCCAUUUCCUCACCGAUUAAGAGAUCAGUCCACCCACACCCCCGAUCCCAUCCAGAUGCAAUUGAAGAGCAAGCGGCAAAACACACACACACACAUACCUACACACACACACACACUCAUUCGCAUUUCAUCGCUUAACAUUUAAGUCCUCUUUUUCGAUGAUCCCUUUUCGGCUUUGCAACUAUUUUCGUUUGUUCCCCAUUUAAGCAUUAAUUUUCGUCGUCAUUGACUUAAAUAUAUAUAUUUUCCCUUCUUCUUUUUGGGUUCACCCAGCAUUGUGUUAGGCUUAAACAAAAAGAAAAAAAAAACCAUAAUUAGGACGAACGAGAAUCUACAAAUAUUUUUAUGUAGUUUACGGCAUUUUAAGUAACGUACAACAAAAAAAGAAAAAUAAACAAAAUUGUAUAAUUUUUUGUAACGUGUAAUUUACAAUUAAUGGUAAAAAUAUCAAAGAAACAUUACAAAUUUUAAGGCAUGAUAUCAAAUAAUAAAAAAGAAAACAAAACAAAUAGACGAGUGAUGCAUCUGAUAAAAGCAAAAAAAAAAAAAAACAAAUCAAAAGUUUUCCAUGUAUUCUUCAAGUGGGCUCGGGGCAAAUAUAUAAAAAAAAA
Drosophila grimshawi is the source of this 1575-nucleotide messenger RNA. It is a transcript of the gene Non2, whose product is annotated as upstream activation factor subunit spp27. Gene Ontology annotation, cellular component: nucleus. The transcript has 2 exons. The record is from RefSeq and is a predicted model, not a curated record. NCBI's taxonomy places the organism in Eukaryota, Metazoa, Arthropoda, Insecta, Diptera, Drosophilidae. The coding region runs from base 220 to 984 and encodes 254 amino acids.